GGAUUAAGGAUCCAAAUUCCACUGCAACUGCUGGCUACUUCUCUACAUAGAUCAUGAAUCCAUGGUUACUUACUCGCUAGAAUGGCAAACGUCUCGGUGGCAGCGGAAUGGCAACUCCUCUACAAUAGGUACUACCGGAAGCCCGAGCUCUACCCAAUGAGAUGGAAACACGUCGACUUGAGCCGGAACAAGAUUGCCUGCGCUAGCUUCGGAGGCCCAAUCGCCGUGAUCCGUGACGAUUCCAAGAUCGUCCAGCUCUACUCCGAAUCUGCCCUCCGCAAGCUCAGAAUUUUCACCUCCUCCGGCGUCCUUCUCGCCGAGACCAUAUGGAAGCACCCGGGAGGACGCCUGAUAGGCAUGUCAUGGACGGACGACCAGACACUCGUCUGCAUCGUGCAGGACGGCACCGUUUUCCGCUACAACAUUCAUGCGGACCUUAUCGAGCCGCACUUCUCUCUGGGGAAGGAGUGUUUCGAGGAGAAUGUGGUGGAAUGCGUGUUUUGGGGGGACGGCGUCGUGUGCAUCACCGGGGCCGGGAAGGUCUUCUGCGUGACGGAUUUUAAGAAUCCCAGGCCCAGUAGGUUGGCGGAUAUUCCGGGAAUGGGUGGGGAGGAGGAAGGGGUGAUGCAUUGCGUCGUGGUGAUCGAGCCUCAGUACACGAUGUCUGGAAAUGUUGAGGUGUUGGUGGGGAUGGAUGAAGGGUUGGUAAUGGUGGACGAGGACGGAGUGCAGCCGGUGGGGCUUGGCGUGGUGGAGGGACCGUUGCAGAAGAUCGUGGUGUCUCUGGAUGGGAAGUAUUUAGCUUCGUUCACUCAUGAUGGGAAGCUUUUGGUGAUGACUACGGGGUUUUCAAAGCUCUUCGAGUACGAGUGCGAGUCAGCCCUUCCUCCAGAGCAGAUGGCUUGGUGUGGAUUAGACAGUGUGCUGCUUUAUUGGGAUGAUAUGCUCUUGAUGGUGGGUCCUUUUGGAGAUCCAGUGAAAUAUAUUUAUGAUGAACCAAUGGUGUUUAUCCCCGAGUCUGAUGGAGUGAGGAUAUUAUCAAACACCAGUAUGGAAUUUCUACAACGUGUACCUGAUUCCACUGUAUCUAUCUUUAAGAUUGGGAGCACAUCUCCUGCUGCAUUACUUUAUGAUGCCUUGGAUCAUUUUGACAGGCGGAGUGCUAAGGCUGAUGAAAAUCUGAGAUUAAUACGCAAUUCCUUGCCUGAGGCUGUUGAAGCAUGUGUUGAUGCUGCAGGACAUGAAUUUGACAUUUCCCGUCAAAGGACGCUAUUAAGAGCUGCAAGCUAUGGUCAGGCUUUUUGCAGUAAUUUCCAACGAGAUCGUAUUCAAGAUAUGUGUAAAACUUUGCGGGUCUUAAAUGCUGUGCGCAGCCCUGAGAUUGGCAUUGCUCUUAGCAUUCAGCAGUAUAAGUUGCUUACAGCUCCGGUUCUAAUUGGACGUCUGAUUAAUGUCCACCAACACCUCCUUGCAUUCCGAAUAUCAGAAUUCCUUGGAAUGAAUCAAGAGGUGGUGAUAAUGCAUUGGGCUUGUUCAAAGAUAACAGCCUCACUAGCAAUUCCUGAUGCCACUCUUCUUGAAAUUUUACUCGAUAAGUUGAAAUUAUGCAAAGGAAUAUCUUAUGCAGCAGUUGCUGCUCAUGCAGACAAGAGUGGUCGCCGGAAAUUAGCUGCAAUGCUUGUUGAGCAUGAACCACGCUCCUCCAAACAGGUUCCUCUUUUAUUAAGCAUAGGGGAGGAAGAUGUAGCUUUGACGAAGGCAACAGAAAGUGGUGAUACGGACCUCGUAUAUCUUGUCGUCUUUCACAUCUGGCAAAAGAGGCCACCAUUGGAGUUCUUUGGAAUGAUUCAAGCCAGAUCACUGGCACGUGAUUUGUUUAUAACUUAUGCACGGUGUUACAAGCAUGAAUUCCUGAAGGAUUUCUUCCUAUCAACUGGACAAAUUCAAGAAGUUGCUUUUCUUCUAUGGAAAGAAUCAUGGGAAAUGGGAAAAAAUCCAAUGGCAAGCAAAGGAUCUCCACUUCAUGGCCCACGCAUAAAACUUAUUGAGAAGGCCCAAAGUUUAUUUGCAGAAACCAAGGAACAUACUUUUGAAUCAAAGGCUGCUGAAGAGCAUGCAAAGUUGUUGAGAAUUCAACAUGAGCUAGAAGUGUCUACGAAGCAGGCUAUUUUCGUUGAUUCAAGUAUCAGUGACACGAUUCGGACGUGUAUUGUACUGGGAAAUCAUCGUGCUGCAAUGAGAGUGAAAGCAGAAUUUAAGGUUUCUGAGAAGAGAUGGUAUUGGCUUAAAGUUUUUGCUUUGGCUACAAUCAGAGAUUGGGAUGCACUGGAAAAGUUUUCCAAGGAGAAAAGACCUCCAAUUGGUUACAGGCCUUUUGUGGAAGCAUGCAUUGAUGCGGAUGAGAAAGGUGAAGCUCUGAAGUAUAUCCCAAAACUUGCAGAUCCCCGUGAGAAAGCUGAGGCUUAUGCUCGGAUUGGCAUGGCGAAGGAAGCUGCAGACGCUGCUUCUCAGGCAAAAGAUGGUGAAUUGCUUGGUCGUUUGAAAUUGACUUUUGCGCAAAAUGCAGCUGCUUCAUCAAUUUUUGACACUCUUCGUGACCGACUUUCCUUUCAAGGUGUUUCAUAAUCCUUUGAGGAUUCAUAUAUCUGCCAUUUUAAAUUCUGUUGUAUGCGUACCCUGAGUUCAUACAAAGAUGAGUAGUAGUUUAAACUUUAAAGGCUAAGAAGUCUCUCCCUUUAUGUAUUGCUGCCUUGUAAGUUGUGCCAAUUAUAUCCUUUGUACAUGUACCCGUUGGUGAGUGAAUGCUUUUGUAAAAUGAUGUAACAGUUUCUAUAUUGACCCUUUUGUUUUGCAA
Tripterygium wilfordii is the source of this 2854-nucleotide messenger RNA. Its product is annotated as protein VACUOLELESS1. Gene Ontology annotation, molecular function: actin binding. Gene Ontology annotation, biological process: vacuole fusion, non-autophagic; intracellular protein transport; endosomal transport. The transcript is spliced from 15 exons. Gene Ontology annotation, cellular component: lysosomal membrane; cytoplasm; HOPS complex. NCBI's taxonomy places the organism in Eukaryota, Viridiplantae, Streptophyta, Magnoliopsida, Celastrales, Celastraceae. Bases 82 to 2625 code for a protein of 847 amino acids. The record is from RefSeq and is a predicted model, not a curated record.